CUUAGCUAACUACACAGCUAUAAGCUAGCUGCAGCUUUAGCUUAGCUAACCGCACAGCUACAAGCUAGCGGCAACUUUAGCUUGGCUAACCGCACAGCUACAAGCUAGCUGCAGCGUUAGCUUAGCUCACCACCCAGCUGUUGACAGGCGGCCCCGACUCCAUCCAUUCCUGCAAGAGGAGGAGGAGGAAGAGGGGGGUAACGGAACCGGACCCGAGAGGAGCAAAUGAACGAGCUGGUGAGGAAUUUGCCCUCCCCGACUCUACCGGGGCUCCAGCUGCCGUGUUUGAACACCGGUAACUACAAAGGCUGGCUCUAUAAAUGGACCAACUACCUGAAGGGUUACCAGCGGCGCUGGUUCGUCCUCAGUAACGGCCUGCUGUCCUACUACAGGACUCAGGCGGAGAUGGCUCACACCUGCCGGGGCACCAUUCCCUUGGCAACGGCACACAUCGAGGUAGGGGACACCUGUCACCUGGUGUUAACCAGCGGAGGCCGAAGCUACCACCUGAAGGCCACCUCUGAGGGAGAGUGUCAGCGAUGGGUCUCUGCCCUGCAGCAAGCCCGGGCCAAUUCCACUCUGCUGAUGCACCACUCAGACGACUCGGGAGAUGAAGGGCCCAUACCUCAGGAGGACCGAGCCCUGACCCAAGGGGUGCUCAAGACUCUGGCCAGCAAGCUAGACGACCUGAGCACCUGCAAUGAGCUGAUAGGAAAGCACGGCGCCGCCCUCCAGCGCUCCCUCAGCGAACUCGAGGAACUGCGCGGAUCCGCCGACGGCACAGACCGAGUGAAAGCUGUUAAUGAGCGAGCCACCCUCUUCCGAAUCACCUCCAAUGCUAUGAUCAAUGCUUGUCGUGACUUUCUCGAUGUAGCAGAAUCUCACGGCCGAAGGUGGCAAAAGACCCUGCAGUAUGAGAGGGAGCAGCGUCACCAUCUGGAGGAGACCAUCGAGCAGUUGGCCAAACAGCACAACAACUUAGAGCGAGCGUGGAGGGAGAACCCCACUUCAUACACAGAAGUGGAGCGGUCUCAGGAGGGGGAUGCGAGUGAUGAGAAUGACGAGGCAGAGUUCUUUGAUGCGAUGGAGGACUCUCCUGCAUUCAUAACUGUGACUGCUAGCGGCGCCAUACAGCACAAGCGCUCGGGGAGUAAUCAGAGUAUGACGAGCGCAGGAAUGUCCAAUGACUGGACUCACAAUGAGAAUGACACCUCGGGCACAAACCACAUGCAGCUACGGAGAACACGGCGCAGCCGUAUUCCCGACAAGCCGAAUUACUCUCUGAACCUGUGGAGCAUCAUGAAGAACUGCAUUGGCAAAGACCUGUCCAAGAUACCCAUGCCGGUGAACUUCAACGAGCCGCUGUCGAUGCUGCAGCGCCUGACGGAGGAUCUGGAGUACAGCGAGCUUCUGGACCGGGCGUCUCGCUGUCACUCCUCCCUGGAGCAAAUGUGUCUGGUGGCGGCCUUCUCCGUCUCCUCCUACUCCACCACGGUCCACCGCACGGCCAAGCCCUUCAAUCCGCUGCUGGGGGAGACUUACGAGCUGGACCGGCUGGAGGAGUACGGCUAUCGCUCCAUCUCUGAGCAGGUCAGUCACCACCCACCAGCUGCGGCCCACCAUGUGACCUCACAGCGAGGUUGGACCCUGUGGCAGCACAUCACUAUCGACAGCAAGUUUAGAGGAAAAUAUAUCUCUGUCGUGCCAUUAGGAAACAUUCACCUGGUGUUCCACUCGAGCGGAAACCACUACGUGUGGAGCAAAGUCACUUCAACGGUGCACAACAUUAUCGUGGGGAAACUGUGGAUUGAUCAGUCUGGGGAUAUUGACAUCGUCAACAACACUACCAAGGACACCUGCCGUCUCAAAUUCUGCCCCUACAGCUACUUCUCCAGAGACGUCCCCCGUAAAGUGACCGGAGUGAUCGAGGACAGAGACGGCACAGCCCAUUACAUUCUGUCGGGGACCUGGGAUGACAAGAUGGAGAGCGCCAAGAUAGUGGACAGCAGCCAAGGAUGCGGAGGCUCCGAAGGCAAACAAAAGACAGUUUAUCAGACUCUUCAGCCCAAACUGUUGUGGAAGAAAUACCCUCUGCCAGAUAAUGCAGAAAACAUGCACUAUUUCUCCUCCUUGGCUCUGACUCUCAACGAGCAGGAGGACGGCAUCGCGCCCACCGACAGCCGCCUGCGGCCCGACCAGCGGCUGAUGGAGGCGGGCGUGUGGGACGAGGCGAACACCCACAAGCAGCGUCUGGAGGAGUGUCAGAGGCUGGAGAGGAAGAAAAGGGAGGCGCAAGCUAGUCAGGCCUUGGAGGAAGGGCAAGACUUGGAGUGUUACCGGCCACUGUGGUUUGAAAAGAGGGCAGAUGACACCACGGGAGAAAGUACAUACGUCUACCGGGGCGGCUACUGGGAGGCCAAAGAAAGACAGGACUGGAGCCAAUGCCCCGAGAUCUUCUAGCAACCUCCCAAUUUCAAACAUUACUCCUAAUGUAAGGAUACUCUGUGCCAUAUAGUGACGAUUGUGUGUUUGUGUGUAACAUAAAACACGCUUUUGCUCCCCCAUAAUGAUCUACUCUCUUCUGCUCUGCUCCAGCUCUAUUCAGAACGCAUGGCCUCAUUUUACGUGUGCGCCGUGUGAACGCUUAUUCAGCACCACCAAAAGACAGAUUCAAGGGAGUACAUUGAGUGUGAGUGUGUGUGUGUGUGUAACCGAAUUAUUGACAUAUGCUUCAUAGAGAAAACUAUUUACUAUUGGGUGUGCACAGGGAUGACUCGGGGGUAAGGAGUGCUGCGGCAGUUCUGGUACAAGCACGGAAUGUUCUCCUCAAAGCGGAGGGAGACACUCGGCUUGAAAGGACUGUAGCAGGACGACGCAUCCUUCUGCUCGUAGGCUUUUUGACAGCAGAACUUUAUUUAUUCAACCCCACCGCCAGAUUUCUGAUUUUUCUUUCUUACUGUUGCCCAAACUGUAUAUCUUGGAGGAGCAAUUGUCCGGUCCGGCAACUGCUGCCUCCACAGGACCUUGAAAUUGUUUGCAUUAAAAACUAGUGUGAAAAUAACUGCUGGAAUCAGAGAAAAGCACUAAUCUCAACUGGAGUUUGGAACAUCAAGCAAGCUUGAAGGGUCUAACUGAGGACAUUAUUGACUUGUAUCAUGGGAAAUCUUUUUGGAGCUUUCCUCACACCAAGGACUAAAAGUGAGGAUGUCUUGACCUCUGCUGUAUCUCUUUUGACCAUUUGUCUUUUAAAUUUGUCCCUCAAGUCCCCACACUCAAUGGAACAGGAGAUCACUGAAGUACAAGUCUCUGAUGUACUCUUAGAAGUUAGUUUGGUGCUCAACCCUAGUUUUGUUCUUAGUUAUGUAAUGAAGCAUUAAAUCCCAAAUCGCAAUCUCUCAGAUUCUGUAUAGAUUAUAGAAAUCUAGCAGUAUUUCAACGAUUUGUAUUCAAACGAUCAGGGCUUAUCAUCUUGGUGAGUAGCAGCGAAGGUGUUUCGCUGUGUCAACAAAUUGCUUUAUUUGGAUAUGUCAGCAAUAAUUAAAUUGCACACAAUGUCACUUGAGAAGAAUAUACUUUUUUCAGUAGAAAAUGUAUGUUUUGGUGACAGAAUUCCAUUAGCAAAAUGAUAACUAUGUUAAAUAAAACAUCUCAUCUUUACACAUCAGUCAAGGACCAGAAAAGUAUUUAAGAAAAGAAGAUCUAUUCUGAUGUGUGUGUACAUUAGUAGUAAAUUGACAUACAAAAACAAAUAUCAACUUACUAUAUAGUUUUCAGCUUAUUGUAGAGCAAGAGCCACAUGUGUAAUUGCCUGGCUGCUAUCGGCCUGUAUAUUGCGAGACUAUGUUAGAAAUAGAAUUGCCUAAUGUAUGAUCAUUGUAUACAAUUAUUGUUUCACAUUACUUGAACAUUCACCUUGUGGGCGGUACUUAAACUAUGUGUUUGUAUAUAAGCUUAAAGCGAGAUUGUAUACCUGUUAUUGAGAUGUUAGGAAUAUGACAUUGAUGAUGCAAAGAAGGUGUUGUUUAAAUAAAGCACAAUGUAAUGUUCUCCUGCAGGUAAUGAUACAUGCUACAUAAUCUUCCAUGGCAUUAUAUAGCUAUGCAUGCUUUCAGAGUGCUUAAGCACAUCUGUAGUGGAAAGCCUCUUCACCCAGCUCCUAGUUUGUGGACACUUUCUGAAACACGAUGUGAACUCACCUUCUGUGCCCAAUGAGCACCUAAAUAUCAUAUUUUUGAGCUCAAAUAAAAACAAAGCUGACA
Messenger RNA from Pungitius pungitius (ninespine stickleback), 4259 nucleotides. Its product is annotated as oxysterol-binding protein 2-like. Gene Ontology annotation, cellular component: intracellular membrane-bounded organelle; plasma membrane; cytosol. Lineage: Eukaryota; Metazoa; Chordata; Actinopteri; Perciformes; Gasterosteidae. Bases 226 to 2460 code for a protein of 744 amino acids. Gene Ontology annotation, molecular function: cholesterol binding. The transcript is spliced from 14 exons. The record is from RefSeq and is a predicted model, not a curated record.